AUGGGUGUUUGUGUGACAAAAAUGGAAGCAUAUGAUCAUUUGAAAGUGGUAGGAUUUAUCAAGGGUUAUAAUAAUUGGAUAGCACAUGGAGAACUUUCAAACUACAAUGAAGCCACAUCUAAUUCUGAAAAUACAUCAAUUGGGGUUUCAAAUGGGACUAAUGACAUGCAAGACUUGGUCCAUGAUGUAUUUGGGAUACCACAUGGAACAAAUGAAUUGAAUAGAGAAGGGGACAUUCCUGUUUCAGAGGCUGAAAAAUUUUACAAAUUGAUUGAUGAUUCUCAACAGGAUUUGUACAGUGGUUGCAAAAAUUUCUCGAAAUUGUCUUUCAUUAUUCGUUUGCUUCACCUAAAAUGCCUGGGUAAGAUGAGUAACAAGAUUUUUAAUAUGCUUGUUGAGCUGUUGAGAGAAGCAUUUCCGGAGGCCAUGACUAAUUUGCCGUCUUCUUACUAUGAGGCUGAGAAAUUGAUGAAUACAUUGGGGCUGGGUUAUGAAAAGAUCGAUGCAUGUCCUAAUGAUUGUUCUCUUUAUUGGGGUAGUGCUGAAAAAAGAACUUCAUGCGAAACAUGUAACGAGCUUAGGUGGGUUGCUUCAGAAAAUGAUCCAACUGGGGAAAAAAGGAAAAUUCCUCAAAAAGUGUUGUGGCAUUUUCCCUUAAAACCUAGAUUACAAAGACUAUUUAUGUCUUCUAAAAUUGCAUCUCAAAUGAGAUGGCAUGAGGAAAAACGUACAAAAGAUGGUUGUAUGAGACAUCCAGCUGAUUCUCCAGCUUGGCAAACUUUUGACCAUCUACAUCCAGAAUUUGCUAAGGAUUGUCGAAAUGUUAGAUUGGGGUUGGCAUCUGACGGGUUUAAUCCAUUCAACAACAUGAGUUCUACACACAGUACUUGGCCUGUAGUUUUAAUACCAUAUAACUUACCUCCGUGGAUGUGUAUGAAGCAACCGUACUUCAUGUUGUCCUUGUUAAUACCCGGACCAUCCUCUCCUGGGAAUAAUAUUGAUGUUUAUCUACAGCCUCUAGUUAAAGAAUUGACCGAAUUGUGGGAUUUUGGCAUUCAAACUUAUGAUGCAUCCCAAAAAGAAAAUUUUCAAUUGCAUGUGGCUCUGUUGUGGACCAUUAGUGAUUUCCCUGGAUAUGCAAUGUUAUCUGGCUGGAGCACUAAAGGUGAAUAUGCUUGUCCUGUUUGUCACAAGUUCACUCAUGCACGACGGUUGACUCAUAGUUUCAAAUAUUGCUAUAUGGGUCAUCGGAGAUUCUUAGAUAGUAAGCAUAAAUUUAGAAAGCAAGCCCAAUUCUUUGAUGGCACCGAAGAACAUGGAAAGCGACCACCUUUGCAAACCGGGGAUAUGAUUGUGAGUGAAUUGGGAGACUUGCAAAUUAAAUUUGGAAAACUUGUGAAAGGUAAUCCGAAGCUGCCUUUCAAUUGGAAAAAGAGGAGUAUUUUCUUUGACUUGCCAUAUUGGAAAGAUAAUGUCUUAAGACACAAUCUUGACUUCAUGCACAUUGAGAAGAAUGUUUGUGAAAAUAUUUGGGGGACAUUGCUGGAUAUUGAGGAUAAAGCAAAGGACCAUUAUAAUUCCCGCCGUGAUUUGAGAGAAAUGGGAAUAAGAAAAGAGCUGCAUCCCAUUGAGACAGAACCUGGAAAGCAAUUGAUGCCUAUAGCUUUGAGAAAGACUUUGCCAAAAUCAGUGCGCUAUCCUUUGAUUCGAUUGAGUAGAUACUUCAGGCAGCUUUGUUCUAAAGUUAUUUGUCCUCAAGAUGUGGUUCGUUUGGAAAGUGAAAUUGCCGUCAUACUCUGCGAUCUUGAGAAAUGCUUCCCACCAACCUUCUUCGAUGUCAUGGUGCAUUUAGUUGUUCAUUUGGCAACUGAAGUGAAAUUAGGUGGGCCGGUGUAUUAUCGUUGGAUGUAUCCUAUAGAGAGGUACUUAGGAACAUUAAAAUCUUAUGUUCGAAAUAAAAGUAGGCCUGAAGGUUCGAUUGCUCAAGGCUACUUGGCAGAAGAAUGCAUUAACUUUUGCUCAUUGUAUCUUGCGGACUAUGUUGAGACAAAAUUCAAUCGUCCAAGCAGAAAUGAAGAAGUACAUAAGGAAAUUGAAGAUGGUUUAGAUAUAUUCUCUGAAUCAGGACAUCCUUUGGGGAGGGGCAAGCCAACAGUCUUUGAUGCUCAUAUCUUGAGUAAAGCACAUCAGUAUAUUUUAUUUAAUUGUGAUGCUGUCACACCUUACAUAGAGCAGCAUCGUAGAUUGAUAGAAGAAGGACAUCCUCAAAUUCCACAGCAUCUAAAAGAGCGCUUGCACAGCGAAAAUUUUGCAUGUUGGUUUGCUGAACAUAUUGACAAGUUAGAACUUCCUCAAAAUGUUUCGGUGUUGAGAGAGUUGAGGUUCCUUGCUAAAGGUCCAGAUGUUGUUGGAAUCCAACAUGACAGGUUUGUUGUUAAUGGAUUUCGGUUUCACACCAAAGAAGUUGAGAAGAAAAGAAAAACGCAGAAUAGUGGUGUUACAGUCAAUGCAACAACAUCCAAUUUUGCAAGUAUAAGGGAUCAAAAUCCAGUUUUGAGUGAACUAGUUUACUUCGGCGUCUUGAAAAAAAUGAUUGAAUUAAUUUACGGAGGUCGUCGGGUGGUGUUAUUCGAAUGUGAUUGGAUAUCAAAUGGUUCGAGAAUUAAACAAGAUGCUGAUGGGUUUACUUUAGUCAAUUUUGCAAACGUGAGGCCUCAUGUUGAGCCAUUUAUACUCGCUUCACAUGCAUCACAGAUUUUUUAUGUGGAAGAUCCAACUGAUAAGGAUUGGCAAGUGGUUAUCUCUACCACUGCAAGAGCUGGAUAUAACAUGGGCACAACUAUGGAUGUUGAGACAUAUUUGCAAAGUGAUGUUGGCAAUCCUGUUGUUGAGAAUGAAAAUGAGGAAAUUAGUUGGGUUCGUAAGAAUGGACUUGGGAUUGAAGUUGAUUUGUCCCAAUAUAAUUUGAUUUAG
Messenger RNA from Coffea eugenioides, 2973 nucleotides. RefSeq lists its product as uncharacterized. The transcript is spliced from 5 exons. Lineage: Eukaryota; Viridiplantae; Streptophyta; Magnoliopsida; Gentianales; Rubiaceae. The coding region runs from base 1 to 2973 and encodes 990 amino acids. The record is from RefSeq and is a predicted model, not a curated record.